Anopheles cruzii is the source of this 3721-nucleotide messenger RNA. RefSeq lists its product as uncharacterized. The transcript is spliced from 10 exons. Gene Ontology annotation, molecular function: actin binding. The record is from RefSeq and is a predicted model, not a curated record. The coding region runs from base 141 to 2282 and encodes 713 amino acids. Lineage: Eukaryota; Metazoa; Arthropoda; Insecta; Diptera; Culicidae.
CCCAGCCCCGCCGCCGCCGCCCCCCGGGAACCAUCUCCGUCGGGACCGAGAGCAAUAUAAACACGAUCACGACGGCGGCAUCCAGUGUUGUGCCAGCGGUGCCAGCGAGGAGCAAGGCCAAACCAGGUGCUUCCUGAAAAAUGCCUCCACCGCCGCCGCCUGGACCACCACCUCCCCCGGGGCCGCCACCACCGCCGGCCCUGAAGAUGGGAGGUGGCGGUGCACCGUCGGGCGACGGUCGGAACGCACUGCUCCUGUCGAUUCAAAAAGGUGCCAAACUCAAGAAGACGGUCACAGUCGAUAAAAGUGGCCCGCUCAUCCAGGGCAAGGUAACAUCCGAUGGAGGAGCAACGACCACCACCAGCGCGUCCAGAGCAAACAAUCGGGCCCCCGGGCGACCACCACCACCCGGAGACGACACGACGCCGCCAGCGUUCGGUGGUGCGGCGGGCGCUCAGCAGCCCAAGCUUGGUGGUCUGUUCGAGGGAAUGGCAUCGAUGCCGAAACUGAAGCCAGUCGGUACCAGACCGACGGUUACGACCGCAAACUCAAGCGGCGCGACCGGACAGAACAAAACGCCAUCACCGGAAGCAACGAAGGGUUCGCCGAUCAACAACGGCGGUGGCCGGGUCGGGAACGGCGGUACCGGUACCGGCGGUGGCAUGGUUGCGCUCGACUUUUCCGACGAGCUGGCGCAAAAGUUAACGCUCAAAAAACAGAAACACCAGCAACCUGGCAGCAUCAACAGUAAUAGCCCCGCCAUGAAUCCGCCGCCGGCCGUGCCGAACGAAACGAACCUACGGAUGAACCGGGGACCCCCACCGCAACCACCAACUUCGAUCCCAAGGGCCACCGGAGACAACCAGUCGACGUCCGGGAAACUCCAGUCAUCCUCCAGUCAGAAAAGUAGUCAAGCACCGCCCACACCCAACCACCAGCCGCACGCGAAGCACCAACCACCGGCCGUUGGUGGUAAAGCGUCAACGAAUGGACCACCGAGACCGGUCGGCCCGGCAAUCACCACCGUCAUCGCCACUAGUCCCACACUCAACUCGGCGCCCGUGGCCGGGCUGGUGCCCAACCGAUCGACACUCUUCGGCAACAGCGUCGCCAACGGUAGCGUGCCGUCGGUGGCGGCGAUAGCGACGACGGCGCCGGCGCCGGUACCGCCGAAACCGGUACCAAACUAUGGCAAACCAAAUCUAGCGCCCAAACCGCCGGGCAUGCAAUCGGGCGAUGCUGCGGCCAGGCCAACCGUGAGUCGACACCAGAGCAUGCGGAGUCCAAGGUCUCCGCCUGUGUCGCAAACGGUACCGGCGUUCCCUGCCAACCAUUUCGGAACCAUGCGCGGUCCGCCGUCGUCAUCGGCCAUGUUUCAAUCGUCGGAAUCGAUAGUGCGACCACCACGGGAGGGCCCCGGACGACCAUCAGCACCACCGCCAAAACCACCGACAAUGAAACCUCCGCCACCGCCACCGGUGCGCAGCGUCAGCAACACGAACCUAACGCACCUGCCCCCGACGCUCAGCUUGGCGCCGACGCAAGACAACGGCACCAGCGAACCGGCCUCGUUCGGCUCGGUUAACAACGUGUCGUCGCUGGCGCUGGCCGACGAGCUGCGCGCGAAACUGUCCGCCGGCGUUGGCCAAUCAUCGGCCAACAACCUGUCCGUGUCGAACGCAUCGUCAACCUCCAUCUCCACCGGCAACCUGAGCGUCGUGGGGGGAGGUGGAGGAACUGGGUCACUGACGAAGGGAGCUAGUCUUAAGGCAACGGCUGCACCACCGUUGCCACCGCACCGGACGUGUCCAGCGCCGCCACCUCCAGCACCGCCAGCUGCGGCAGCCGCAGUACUGAACUCCGGUGACGCUCCCGUGCCACCACAGCGCAUAUCUUCGAUUCGCAAUUCCGCCGGAGGUGGUGCCGGUGUCAGCGUAGUGUCGUCGGCGGGUGCACCAAUCAGCAGCAGUAGCAGUAGUCACAACCAGAGUCAUCAUAGUCAAACCCAUACCGGCGGCGGCGGCGGCGGUGGUACCAGUUUGCACCGAAAGGAAUCAACGGCCGCUUCCAUGAGCAGCAGUUCGUCGUCCGUGGCCAGCACAAGCAAGAUGCCGGGGCCCGAGAGCGACCUCGAGGGCAAGUACGCGUUCUACUUCCACAAGGUGACGGAGUUUUCGCAGCCGAUGAUGUUCCUCAACGUGCCGAAAGUCUACCCGAGCGACGUUCGGUUGCAGCAAACGGCCCUGCAACAACAGGCCCAGCCGCAACAUCGCCAGCAGUAGCCGCGGAAACAAGCGAGCAACAUCUCUGGCGCCUGGCGUGUCGUAUGCAAUAAUGCGGGAUCAAACGCGGAACAUGCUUUACCUACCGAAGGAACACCGUCGCCCGCAGGUAAUGACAGUAUUUAAGAGGAAGGUCGUGAAGCGGAGGAAGGCCUGUGCGCGCCUCGCGGAUGACGUGGUGCACACUCACGAUCUUCAUCGAUCAAGCUCAAUUAUACAUCAUCCAGGUGUGCAAGCAAGUUUAAAACGAUCACGCGAGACACAUAAUAUUAACCCAAGACAAGAACCUAAAGUCACCAAACCAUAUCAACACGGAGCACGGAGGACAAACGGAGGCCGUAGUAGUAGCAGAACAAUAGUAGCAGCGGAACUAGGAAAAACUGAAGAUCCCGAACCCUUCAUACCUUCGACGUGAAAGCGAACCAUACAAAGCAUUAAUUGAAGCCAACAAGUGAAGACUAAUCGAGUUAAGAGGGGAAGAAAUGAACAAAAAUAUGCAUUCAAAGCAAUGAGCAAGUUAUAGUGAGAAAACUGUUGCGCUGAUAACCGGAACAGAGAGCGGUUACGAUACGGCGGUAGCGAAAAUCGGCUGAAAUGUGUUAUGUACAUAGUCAAAACCAAUCGGAAACUGUUGAAUUUUAGUUUAUCAUUCGUUUCAAAAACAACACCGUAGAUGGCAGUUUUAAUUUCGCAGUUGUGAAUCGAUCGGAAAAAUGGACGGGAUUCAUCAGUGGGUUUUUACCGGACACUCGGAUCGUAUGCUCCCCCAAACUUAUACCUCCUUAUUUGUAAGAAGAAGCGAAACUUUACUUGGCCACCAAAACCGUGCACGUUUGCGAGCGUGCACGGCGAUCGGGCGAUCGAGUGGCAAUCGCGGGCAGGAUUGAUCGUUUAAUCGACGGAAAGCUGUCGUGUAAGUGUAAGUAAACAGAAGCCAAUUAACAUCAGUUUAUUAAGCGAACAAAAGGACGAGAGAAACGACCGAACGUGGGGCGGGUUAUGUUAAAUGUUAACGAAUGUUGCGCUACCGAUCAAAACGCAUCAAAUAGAUAAUUCUACUUUCGAAGGGAACAAUCAUUGCAAUGAAGGACAAAUAAGAUAGAGAGCGCGUGGCGAGCGAGAGUUGAUAGACGUUUCUGAACGUUGCAUUUUAUCAUUCGAUGGCGCGCAUAUGGGUACACGCCUCGCAUUUCGGAAAGAGGACACACGCACGUAUGUGUAGUUAUGGCGCGCGCGGCGUUCAGUUCGAUCGUUUCUCUUUAUUAAUCCCAACUUGUUAUUUCUCUUCGUUGUACAUAUGGACUUAAACACUAUUUAAUCGUAGGCCGUGGCUCGCGGAGCAAGAGGAGCAGAGGACGGCCACAGUGGCUCUCGAGCAAGCGGCUGCUGCAAGCUGCUGCACAACACAAUAACGAGAGAAGAAUAAUAACAGUAUCAAA